This is a messenger RNA of Centropristis striata (black sea bass), 1559 nucleotides long. RefSeq names its product mitochondrial calcium uniporter regulator 1 (gene mcur1). The transcript is spliced from 9 exons. The coding region runs from base 33 to 968 and encodes 311 amino acids. The record is from RefSeq and is a predicted model, not a curated record. Gene Ontology annotation, biological process: calcium import into the mitochondrion; positive regulation of mitochondrial calcium ion concentration. Gene Ontology annotation, cellular component: mitochondrial inner membrane; mitochondrion. NCBI's taxonomy places the organism in Eukaryota, Metazoa, Chordata, Actinopteri, Perciformes, Serranidae.
CCCUGCUCCGGGCGGAACAGCCUUCAUUCACCAUGGUGCUCAAACAGUGUCAUUCACGACUUAAACGUGUUGGUGUUGUGAACCACCCAGAGACGCGUUAUGACCUUUCUUUUAGUCCAGACAAAGUUAGCAGCUUCGUGCGAGCGACAGCAAACAUGCAGAGUCUGAGAGCGGCCAACACAUCCGCGUGUGUCCGCUGUCUCCUCUCUCCGUCCGGGGGGAAGAUCGACAACAAGCCGCUGUGGAGAAGCAGCGGAGCGGGACUCAAGAUCAUUCACCUGUCUGCUGGCACACAGACCUCCGCAAGAGAGCUGAGUACCUCCAGCAAAGCCUUCCAGUAUAUAAAACAAGAUGCGCCAAAGUCUGAAGGCGGGAAACGUUUUUUUGAUACACAUGCGGUGGUUCGACUCUUUGAGGAAAAUGGCUUCACGACUCAGCAAGCUGAGGUGAUGGUUCAAGUUCUGGUUACUAUGACAACGUCCAACAUGGAUGUGAUCUAUCAUGACAUGGUAACCAAAGUGGAACAGGAGAUCAUGUUGCAGCGUGUGAUGUCUCAAAUAGCAUCUGUAAAAAAGGACAUGAUAAUCCUUGAGAAGAGUGAGUUCACUACUUUACUGGCAGAAAAUGAGAAACUCAAGAUCCAGUUGUUGCAGCUCAAGGUCACACUGGCUGAUAUCAUGAAUAAAGUACGCUCAGACACUAUUAUGGACAUGAAUUUGGAGAAAAGUCGUGUAAAAGAAUUGAAAGUGGAGCACGAGAAGAAGCUCCUAGAAGCGCGAACUGAGAUUAUGGAAAUGACUGCAGAGCAAGAUCGUCAUUUAACUCAGACUAACAUGAAAAUAGACACUGAAGUGGCUGGUUUGAAAACCAUGUUGGAGUCUCACAAGCUGGAUACAAUAAAAUAUCUUGCAGGCUCAGUGUUCACUUGCCUUACCGUGGUUCUGGGUUUCUAUCGUAUUUGGAUGUAAGCAGCACUAUGAUUAUGAUUUUCAUAUAAUGUCUGGUGAAACUUGAACUUUAAAUGCAACCUCUGAAUCUAAUAACAGAAGCAAAAUAUUUUUAAUGUAGAAGAGGUUGCAUUUGUUGGUGCAAUCUUAUUAUUUCAUUUCAGAAGUAGGAGUUAUGGAAUAAAGGCUCUGCAAACAGAUAACUGGUAGAUGUUUUUAAAAAUAAUUUUGAUUUAAUUGACUUAUUAUUUAGGGCCAGUAUUAUUUGCACUGUCCAUGGUUAAUUGUUUGGCUAUCAGAUCAUAGUUGAUGUAUUUAUUAAAACUUUUGGACAGACCAAUUUGCACUCAGAUGUAAAAUGAGGAAACAUGAAAUUAUUAUUUUUAAAAUUGUGUGUAUUUAUUAUGUAACUGUAUAUAUAUCAAUCUGUAGAGACAAGAUCAGAGGAAGGAUGAGUCAGUGUGACUCUGAACCAUUUUGCUAUAUUAUCACAGAUAUUUAACUUUUAUUUAUCUUUCUGCUUUGUGGUGUAAUACAUGUUUGAACAUGAUUGAUCAACUUUAUUAUUUGACUAAAAUGAAUUGUCAAUAAAUGCAAAUGAUGUGCAAACAA